GAAGAGCGCGGCUCGGACAGGAGCUGAUUAGCGCACUCAGCAGACUCAGGUGGAAGCUGCGAGGAGGAAGAGAGGAAUUCACUGUCGAAAAGCGAGGUUUACACAAAACAUGAAGAACGAAGGCAUAGACGGCACGGAGCGGUUCCUGAGCCCGGGAAAGGGCAGAGGCCUGCGGGCGGUGCGGCACUUCGCGGUGGGGGAGCUGGUGUUCGCCUGUCCUGCCUACUCCUACGUGUUAACAGUGAAUGAGAGGGGAGCGCACUGCGAGCACUGCUUCACCAGAAGAGAAGACCUUUUUAAGUGUGGAAAAUGUAAGCAGGCUUACUACUGCAAUGUUGACUGUCAGAGAGGUGAUUGGCCGAUGCAUAAGCUGGAGUGUGUCGCUAUGUGUGCGUACGGGGAGAACUGGUGUCCAUCAGAGACGGUCCGACUGGUGGCCAGAAUAAUCAUGAAGCAGAAAGUCACCACAGAGCGCACCUCCUCAGAACGGCUGCUGCUGCUCAAAGAGUUUGAAUCUCAUUUAGAUAAGAUGGACAGUGAGAAGGAUGAGAUGGUCCAGGCGGACAUCGCAGCGCUGCAUCACUUCUACUCCAGACACAUCAGCGACCUCCCAGAUGAACAGACUCUCAUUGAGCUCUUUGCACAGGUAAACUGUAAUGGUUUUACCAUCGAGGAUGAGGAGCUCUCUCAUCUCGGGUCAGCGGCUUUUCCUGAUGUAGCACUGAUGAACCACAGCUGUAGUCCCAACGUCAUCGUGACCUAUAAGGGCACGGUGGCCGAGGUCAGAGCUGUGAAGGAGAUAAACCCUGGAGAUGAGAUCUUUAACAGCUACAUUGACCUGCUGUACCCGACAGAGGACCGGAGAGAGCGCCUGUUAGAUUCCUACUUCUUCACAUGCCAGUGUACAGAGUGCACCUCCAAGUCAAAGGACAAGGCCAAAAUGGAGAUCAGAAAGCUGAGUUCUCCACCAGAACCAGAGGAAAUCCGAUCCAUGGUCCAUUACGCCAAGAACGUCAUCGAAGAGUUCAGGAGAGCCAAACACUACAAAAGUCCCACCGAGCUGCUGGAAAUGUGCGAGCUCAGCCAGGAGAAGAUGGGAGCCAUCUUUGCAGACACAAACGUCUACAUGCUGCACAUGAUGUAUCAAGCCAUGGGCGUCUGUCUCUACAUGCAGGACUGGGACGGUGCAAUGAACUACGGCGAGAAGAUAAUUCAGCCGUACAGUGUUCACUAUCCUGCCUACUCUCUGAACGUGGCAUCGAUGUAUCUGAAACUGGGCCGGCUGUAUUUGGGGCUGGAGAAGAAAUCUCAAGGAGUCAGAGCUCUGAAAAAGGCUCUCGCCAUCAUGGAGGUGGCUCAUGGAAAAGAUCAUCAUUAUGUAGCGGAGGUCAAGCGAGAAAUUGAGGAGCAGAAGUAAAGAAAACAAAGCUGAUGGAGCAAAGACUGAGGAUGGGCGCCUCCUGAGUGAGCACCCCUCUGAAGUCAACAGCAAAAUACACAUCUCAAAUGCACGGCAUGCAUCUUAUACCUCUGUUUUUUUUCUACUUUUUCGUUCCUACUCGGUCGUUUCACCUGCAUUUCUUAGGCAAGAGUUUCUUUUACAUGUAAACGUGUUUGGACUGCAGACGACCUCGUCUGUACCUGCAGCUGCCUGCUUCCUGUCGGAGCUGGACUUUAAAAAAAAUGACAAUGAAGGAUUCACAUUGUUUGGGAAUGGAAAAAACAAACAACUCUUGAGCUUUAUCCGUUUGUGCUGACGCUCAAUAACCCCGUGCUGUAAUCGGCUAAAAAAAAAAAAAACAAUAUCAAUCAUAUCAGUGGGGAAAAAGAAAGACGUACUACCUGCAAAGCUGCCUUUGUAGCCACUAACACUUCCAUGUGAUGACUCAUUUUUCUGAGGUCGAGUUUUUCCUCAGGUGAUGAGUCUGAAAUCGUUCAGUGUGUUUUGACUGUGUUUUGUGGACACAUCAGCAGAGUGUUUCUCCAUCAUAUCUCCUUGGCAGCAGUCCUGACUGGCUGACCGCACCGUCGCUCCAGACCAACCACUCGCGGUUCACGAUUUUGUACAAGCCUGAUGAGUCGUUGAUACUGAGGGCAUUAGUACUUACGUUAUUUUAAUUCUCUGAAGUAUACAGCCGCAAGAUUUCUGGCUUCAUGGAUUCUAGUUUAAGCUGUGAAAAAAGAUAAUGCAUCUCCUCUGGAGCAGCAGAGAGGGAAAUGCCGACUUAUUCCUGAAUGAAUAACAGAUAGUGUUAUUGGCUUGUCUUACAGUAUGUUUAAAAAGCCACAAAGUGUUGCAUGUCUGACCUUUUACGUCGUGCGUUUAUAUGCGUGUCUUGUCUGUUUUACAUGAGGCUUGUUGACCAAAUAGGCCACGGGUUUAUCUGAGAAGGAACCAGCUUUUCACUAGUUUCACAGCAUGUCCUUCAGCAGGAGCGCUGAUGUGAGACCAGUUUGCCUCUUUGGUACAUUGACUCGACCAAUCAUCUAGGAUCAGAGCCCCCUUUUUGCUCAGGAAUAUAGGGGGGGGCGAUACUGUAGCUUUUGUUGCCUUUUGUCAGCAGAUGCAUCAUCCUACUAUUUUUGGCAGUUUUUCUCGGAAACAGAACGAAUCCAGAUUGAAUUAUACAAGUGAGGAAAAGUCACAUUUAGCUGUAUAAAUGAUGAUCACCUUCACCUGACCUUUAUACUAAUGAUAACAGGGGGUUUUUAUUCUUUAAUCUUUCAAAGUAUCCUCAAUUUUUACAGUUGAAUAAUAAAGUCCUUUGAAAGGGUAAUUUAAUAUUUACCUUUGUGCAAAAUCAAACUUUUUACUCUUAAGAUAAAUGGAGAGAAGACUGGACCAACAGAAAGCGCCAGGCUUAACGAGGAGGUUGGUCCUGGAUACUUGCAAUCUUGCCCCGGUUUCAUGAUUUAACUUCACACAUUUGCCUCUUUUUCUUCAGCUGAAUGGACCUUGUGUCUGUUGUUGCUGGUUUGAUUCUGAGGCUGAUCAUGCAAUAUAUGAAGGACAGAGAAAGGCCGAGGCAAACAUCAUCACCUGGGCCUUAUAAAGGGUUCUUGUUGCACUCAAAUUUUUGUACAGUUUUUUUUUUCUUCUUUUUGAGAAAAUGAUGUCAAAAUGGCAAAUGUGAGAACAUUUUAUUUCGUUGUUAAACAAUUUCUGUAAGCAGACAGUCUUCACUUUGCAAUGCCUGAGGAAUUGGUAUCAGAUCGGAUUUUGUUUUAUUCUUCUUAAAUGCCUGUAGCUUCUCCAGUUUGUUUACAACAGACGCAGGUUAAUGCACCACAUAAAAGUGGCUUACUAUCUGAAAUGAUCUGUCGUGAUGAGUCGCGUGUGGUGAUAUUUGUAGCAACUCCAGCAUAUAUGACUUUUGGUCAUUUGCAAAAAUGCAUCUAGAAGGUGCCUGCCUUACAGCUUUUCCUUCUUGAUUCUAAACUGCAAUUUUAGUAACUCUGUUCAUCCUUGUGAGGAAAAGCAAACUGCAAACACCCUUCAUCAGCUAGCUGUGUGCAAACCAAAAAAAAAAAUCUUAACCUUCUAUGGGGUCGGAGUUGAGCGUUAAGUUUAAUUUCUGACGUUACACUGAGCAAUUACGUGGUAUAUAUUUGCUUUCUUUUUGUGACAUUGAAGAUGCAGCCUGUGGCACCAGUGUCGGAACAGUACAAUCUUUACUGCAUGUAAAGGAGGCAAAGACUCAUAUCAAAGCAAAAUGCAUUUGCUUUUCAGUUUAUGUUUCUGUAAUGAACUGUUAACUUUAUCAGGCAUGAAUGUUCAGUUGUUGGAAUGCAGCACUAAAAACUGAGCCUCCGGUUCUCUUUGUAUCAUGUUGGUGAAACUCAAUAAAUGACAGUAUGGCACCUGC
Salarias fasciatus (jewelled blenny) is the source of this 3866-nucleotide messenger RNA. It is a transcript of the gene smyd2a, whose product is annotated as SET and MYND domain containing 2a. Gene Ontology annotation, cellular component: nucleus. The record is from RefSeq and is a predicted model, not a curated record. Bases 110 to 1417 code for a protein of 435 amino acids. The transcript is spliced from 12 exons. Lineage: Eukaryota; Metazoa; Chordata; Actinopteri; Blenniiformes; Blenniidae. Gene Ontology annotation, molecular function: protein binding.